AUGAAUGUCGUAGAUGGUGGGUGCUUCAUGGCACUAAGCGACUCCCUUGUCGCUGUAGACUUGCGUUUGGUUGAGGAUUUUACCCGUGUCGAUUUACUGCAUAGGUGUAAUAUGCUAGACGGGGUUACACCUGUUAACGCCUGUCUCAUCGAACGCAGCAGGGCAGGCCUAUGGUACGUGUACGCCAUAACGGAAUCUUCCGGUUGUGAGAUUGACGAAGACCGUGUAGCAGCACUUGUUUGUAUCGCAUCCAGUGACAUCGACCCAACUGUGGCAACCGCGGAAUACCUUCUAGGCCUGUCAUGGAAGGAUGUUCCUCGAAACGUUUCAAACUGGUUCACCAAUGAUGUGCAAGUCAAAUGUGGUACCGUAGGAUUAUUGUGUAUGGAAAGUGUACGACGUUGUGCCAAAUCACAUGGUCUUGUACCCGAGAACUGCGAGGAAUUUUCAAACUACAUUCGAGAAUGGGCGAACACCAUGUGUCAGAUAACCACGACAUCAAGCAAGGUAUCACUCUCUAAUUUCCCUGGUGGACCUAUUGGAGCCGUAUCAUCCGUUGGAAUUUGUGAUAACGGAAAUUACAACUGUCAGGUCCUGAAGGACGAGGUCACAGAGGAAGUAUCGGGCGUCAAGAUAGUGUUCCCAUCAAUGGAGCCGGUGACGACAUCUUGA
This is a messenger RNA of Babesia sp. Xinjiang, 672 nucleotides long. RefSeq lists its product as uncharacterized. Bases 1 to 672 code for a protein of 223 amino acids. The record is from RefSeq and is a predicted model, not a curated record. The transcript has a single exon. NCBI's taxonomy places the organism in Eukaryota, Apicomplexa, Aconoidasida, Piroplasmida, Babesiidae.